UCAACCAAAAAAAAAAAAAAAAGGUUAAAGACUAUUACUAUACGGCCUAGCUAGAAGUAUAUAUAAGAUAAUUAAGUACUUGUGCUGAAAAACACAAAAGAAAAGAGAAAUAAAAGUUCAACUGGAGCCACAAAAGUAGAUUGAAAACAAAUUAAUAAACGGCGCUAUUCGUUUGAAAAAAGAAAAUUCAGCAGAAGUUGAGAUAGAAUGAUAGAAAUGGAAACAAAUAUCAUUAAAUUUUGGACGUUGAAAACUUGAUAGUUGCAACCAUAUUUCUGGCCAUCAUAAAUGAGUACUCCCUUGUUUACCAAAUACACCCAAAGACAAAUAGAACACUGACCAGAAUACAAAUAAAAUUCAAUGUUCCAAUACCUACUUGAAAUAGGGAAAGGACUAUAUAUUAGUACCAAAAAAAAAAAAAAAAAAAAAAAGAACAUAGAAUGACAAGAAUUUUGGGCCCAUCUCCCGUCAGGAGGUGAAACAUACAAAUGUAAACCCAAUGGGUUUUGAACCCCACCUUGUCUUUCUUGAAUACACAUACAAAACAAACCGUCUGCAUGUAUUGUUUCAUGUGGAGACAUAUCUAAAAUUCAAAAUUAAAUGCUGAGAAGUAGGAAUAUUACUGUGUGUGUACAUCACUAUUUCGUAACACAAAUAUAACUCCCAUUUAUAAGGAGCUACAGUAUAUGGUCGAUCCCACAGUCACCAACUUACAAGCCUAGCUAACCCGAAAUAUCAACGAAAUGGCCUUCAAUAAGGUGUCACAAGCUGCAGUGCUGAAAAUGUUGAAAAGGUGUUCGAAUUUGGGAAUGAAACAUGGCCACAACAACGAAGAUGACCUUCCCAGUGACGUUCCAAAAGGCCAUUUUGUUGUCUAUGUGGGAGAAAAUCGAACACGAUACAUCAUACCUAUUUCUUUCUUGACUCACCCUGAGUUUCAAUGCCUUCUUCGUCGUGCUGAAGAGGAGUUUGGCUUUGAUCAUGAGAUGGGUAUCACCAUACCGUGUGAAGAAGUCGUGUUUGAAUCUUUAACUUCCACGCUUCAGUAAUAUAUCAGGGAAAUGUUAUUAAAAAAAAAAAAAGUGAAUGCUAGUUUGUAUUCCCCCAGGCUAAUAAUAUUUCCCCCCCAGAAAAAACCAUCAUCCAAGCUAUUCUAACCUGGAAUGAGGGGAGUUUAGGCUUUGACCCCUACUUUGUAUGUUAAAAUCCAAAAGAUAAAUAGGAACACAACUCCCUAGUUGCCUAUGAUGUUGUAAAAGUUUGCCUUGGGGAGAAAAUUCUUCUACAAAGUUAAGUAUCUACAUAGCCAAAAGUAGGAGGUUACUCACCUCCUUUACAAUGCAUUUUACUACUGUACAUUAUAUUGGGAAAAAAAAAAAAGAAUGCUAAAUUAUCCAUGAAGAAAGUAGAGUCUGUUCCUUUAAUUUUUGUUUGCCUAAUCCUGAAGGUAGGCAUUUGAGCCUUAGCCAUCCUAUAAGGACCUCUAGCCUCUCUAGGGAGAGAAUUUGAGUCCAUGGAAAAUUUCAGCUCUUAUCAUUGUUGAUCUAAGUCACAAUUUUUGUUUGUUUGUUUUGUUUUCGUACCUUCUUUCACACUUUGCCUUCUAAAGUUCCCAGCAUACGAAAAACUGGUAAAGCUCUCAUUGUGGUUUUAACAGCUGCAUUCUCGGAAUUGAUAUUCCAGCAUAGGAAGCUCAUGGACGAUUAUGAAGGCUAAAACCCGUGUUAGAGCUUUGGAUGUGCGAUUCCAUGCCACACACCCUUGGAAGAGGAAGAUGGGGCCUUUGGAGGCCAUUGAAGAGCAAGCCACAAGGGUGUGGAUGAUUGCUUGGAAGAGACAUGGAGAUGAAGACCCAUUGAUUGAUGCCAUACAAAGUGGCUAGAAGUGCAAACAUGACUAGAAGUGCAGUUUGUGGCUAGAAGUGCAAACUCGAGGCUAGGAUUGCCAUUCAAGUAAAGAAGGGGCCAUGUGGGGUUAUUUUCACAAAGGUCACUUUUGGGCCUUUGUUGUAAUAGGGCUUAGUAGUUAAAUGCCAAAUGUGGCUAGUAGUUUAAUAAUUGUGCUAUGCAUGUAAAGGCAAAACUAUAUAAGCUUGCCUUAGCAUAUUUUCAUUCCUUAUUUGUUGAUUGUUGAAGAAACUCAUUGAGAGUAGUUUUCUCCUUGAUGGAGUUAGGUUUAGCUACGUGUAGCUAGGAUUAGGAUUAGUGCGUGGAUUCCCUUAACUCUUACCUUGAAUUUUCUUGGAUAAUCUAGGAUUAUAUUUCCAUGUGUGAGUUUAAGUCUCAUCUUCAUUGGAAUGAAUUCAUCUUAGAUUAUUGAUUAAUAGGUGCAGGUUUCCU
Molecule: messenger RNA, 2339 nt
Organism: Lycium barbarum (goji berry)
Lineage: Eukaryota; Viridiplantae; Streptophyta; Magnoliopsida; Solanales; Solanaceae
Product: auxin-responsive protein SAUR50-like
Exons: 2
Coding region: 744-1049 (101 amino acids)
Biological process (GO): response to auxin
Source: RefSeq, a predicted model, not a curated record